AUGGAGACGGGCAUCUUAAGUAUUCAAAUUGAACUGAAGUGGAAGAAAUGUUCUACGUCACCGUCCGAGCAUUAUAAAAGCAAGGGCCGCCGUCACACCUCAUCACAAAAUCGUCUUACAACACCAGAUAAGAUGAUCGAUAAACGAACACCUCAUGGCCUCCUUGCGAUGUUUUUAUGCUUUUGGUGGAUCAUUAUAUCGGUGAGCGCAUCCAACACCCGCUGUAAACUCAAACGGUACUCCCACAAAGCUUUGCAGACGGACCUCAACGGGAGGCGAUGCUGGGAUGAGGUGAUAAUCGGCUCGUGUUGGGGAUACUGCUUGUCUUACGAGAUCUCGCACUGGCAGUUCCCAUAUAAGGAAUCCCAUCAUCCAGUAUGCGUUCAUGGCGAACGCCGACCCGCAUCUGUUAAGCUACAAAACUGCGACCCUGGAGUACAACCUGGCACUAAUAUCUAUCACUUUGUUGAGGCCGUUAACUGCAAAUGCCAGGUAUGCUCAUCAGAAGAUACCAGCUGCGAAUGGCUUCCACCAGAUUCAUCUUUACUGGACGGACUUAUUCUCAGAGAAGAGUUGUUAGAAGAACUAGAA
Messenger RNA from Iphiclides podalirius (scarce swallowtail), 591 nucleotides. NCBI's taxonomy places the organism in Eukaryota, Metazoa, Arthropoda, Insecta, Lepidoptera, Papilionidae. The record is from the annotation of a GenBank genome assembly.